UUCAUCUUCAUCAGAGCUCGAGCGGAGCGCGCGACACUCACGGAUUUAAAGACGAUGGAUUACAAACUCUGAAUUUAGCUGCCAACAACAAGUGAUCUUGAUAUCUGCUAGUCAUUUUGAACGUCAUAUUCUGACGCACGUUUUCCCCUUACAAAUAUACAUUAACAAUAUCUUUACAUUGAUAUAAGCGCAAUGGUUUUGUUCGUUUACCAUUAACGGCGCAAUAUAGGUUUUAAGUUUGUUACUUUUUUUAUUGCUAAAAACGCCUUCGAAAACAAUGGACUUAUUAUACCGUAAAGUACUACUUAUGACUCUCCUGACUGUUCAGGUUCGUAGUGACGUUGUGUCACCGUCUAAACAUCCAGGCCUGCAGGUGCUGGCCACAGCUUCACACUACUGGCCUCUGGAUUCAGUGGAAGGGAUCCACGGCCUCUCAGACCAGAUUGGGAACAGAACAGGUCAUGUUAAUGGGACUAAUAUAACUGUCAGAAUCCACAACCACACUGUCCUGACUACCCAUAAUUCUUCCUCUGUGUAUACCAAUGACUCUGCCUACACUAACAUUUCCGCCACUGUAGACAUUGUAGAAGGAAUGGUCAAUAAGGGCAUCUAUCUGAACGGUGAUAACGGGGCCACUUUCCUUCACUUUGGCAACUAUAAAGACUCCUGCAUAAGUGAUCCUGCUUUGUGUGGACCUGCCGGGAUAACUUUCUCCUUCUUCUGGAAAAAUAAUGAAGUAGAUUCUCGUUUUGCGAUUGCAUCCGGAGGUAAAGUCAUCUCAAGCGGUUUCUCUGUCUACUCUAACCCUUACGGAAGAUACGUGGAGUUCUACACAAGAGGAGACUCCAAGACAUGGAAAGCACAAAUUAAUCUUCCAGGGCCCUACUGGACACACGUGCUCUUCACAUGGACCCAAGCGGAGGGGUUAAAGGUCUACAUUAAUGGGACAUUCAGUGUAGGAGACCCCACAGGAAAUGUUUCUCUAAACUACGGCGAUCCCUAUGCUGACUUGGUUAUUGGCACAGGAAACACUGGGAAUUACAACCACUAUGCCACAGGGGCCUUCGAUGAGUUUGUGAUUUGGGAGAGGGCCUUGUCCCCUCAAGAUAUAUUGAUGUACUACAAAGCCGCCAUUGGUGAGAAUGUGAUGUCCACCUUUCCCACCGAAGUAUCCAUCAGUGUCACUGCUGCAACAGAUACUCAGUUAAAGAGAACCACAGAGAUGCCCCGACCUGCCUCCACAAACCUGACAGAGGAAGUUCAGAGACUUCAGGACCCCAUGCGGUUACAAACGCAAGACCUCCUUCAGUCUCUAUCAUUUAACCUUCCAAACAAGACUAUACCUCAGGAAACAGCCAACAAUCUAACACAGUCUCUACUAAAGAGCGUGGAUGAGGUCAUAACUGCCAGCGACUGGAGAGAAAAUGAUGAGUGGAGUCCAGUGGUCAAUGGGCUGGUGGAAACGGUGGAUAAAGUGAUGGUGCAUAUGGCCUCCAAGCUUCGGUCUGACCCAGAUGCAGAGGCUCCACUGGCCUUAAGGGGCAAGAGCUCCGUAGCGGAUUACUCUCUGAUGAAGAUCCCUCAGAACUACAAUCUGCAAAGCUACCGGUUUCCAACACAAGGGAAGAGUUACAUCUCAGUACCAGGAGAGGCCCUCACAAUGCAGUCUCAGACCACGAUUGUGGGACUUUUCUACCACAAAAUGCACAACUACUACAAAAAAAUCAGCCCUCUACAAACAAGGAUAAAUGAGGCAGUGGAUUUUAAAGAUCAUAAGAUCCAGAUGGCCAGUCAUCUUAUUUCUCUGAAGGUGGAACCGUCUCCUGCGCUGUCAUUCAACCUUUCCACUGAGCCGCUGAUCCGGAUCGUCCUCACGCAUCAGCUGAGUAAAGAACAGCAACUCCAGGCCUUAAACCAAAGUAACAAAGUGUUCCUGUACUGCGCCUUCCUGGACUACAGCUCCAAGGAUGGCGUGUGGUCCAAUGAGGGCUGUGUGAGGGCUGAUGGAAACCUGUCCUUCUCUAUUUGCUUGUGUAACCAUCUGACAAACUUCGCCAUCCUUAUGCAAGUGGUUCCCUUGGAGCUCUCAAAGGCCCACAAGGUGGCGCUGUCCACCAUUAGCUACAUCGGCUGCUCUAUCUCUAUUUUCUGCCUGGCAAUUACACUGGUCACCUUUGCCGUCCUGUCGUCGGUUAGCACCAUCCGUAAUCAGCGUUACCAUAUUCAUGCAAACUUGGCAUUUGCAAUCUUAGUCGCUCAGAUCCUUCUGCUCAUCAGUUUCCGCUUCAGUCCCAGCACGCUCCCGUGUAAGAUCAUGGCCGUAUUGCUGCAUUUCUUCUUCCUGUGUGCGUUCGCCUGGAUGCUGGUGGAAGGGCUGCAUCUCUAUAGCAUGGUGAUCAAGGUGUUCGGCUCAGAGGACAGCAAGCACUUUUAUUACUAUGCCAUCGGAUGGGGAUGUCCUUUGGUCAUAUGUGCGGUGUCUAUAACCUCGUCACUAAACAGCUAUGGGGAAGCUGGCAAUUGCUGGCUGUCUCUCCAGAAUGGGGCGAUUUGGGCUUUUGUGGCCCCUGCUCUGUUCGUUAUAAUGGUGAACAUUGGCAUUUUGAUAGCUGUGACACGGAUCAUAUCCAGGAUCAGUGCUGAAAACUACAAGGUUCACGGAGACGCCAACUCUGUUAAGCUUACGACUAAAGCGGUGGCGGUACUCUUGCCCAUCCUGGGCAUAUCGUGGAUCUUUGGGGUUCUGGCGGUGAACAACCACUCCCUACUUUUCCAGUACAUGUUUGCAGUGUUUAACUCACUACAGGGGUUCUUCAUAUUCCUGUUUCACUGUCUGUUAAACUCUGAGGUGAGAGCUGCUUUCAAACACAAAACCAAAGUGUGGACUUUAACCAGCAGCUCAAUCCGCAACAUCAACGUCAAACCUUUCAACUCAGACAUAAUGAACGGCAACAAGGGCGGUGUGACACCCACAAAGAUGAACACAUGGGACAAAAGCACCAACUCAGCCAACCGCAUCGAUUUGUCAGCUGUAUAAUUUCUUCUGGUCCAAACAGAGCAAGUGGACAACAGCAUAGCACUUCUUAUAGAACAUGUCUAUAUCUAUAUCACUUUUUAAAUGGACUUUAUAUGAUGAAAUAGCUACAGACACUUGCAUCUGAUUGUACUAUAGUUAACUCACAACACAAAGUUCUCUGAUGUCAUUUCCUCCUGCUGAUGAUCUCUCUAACACAAACAUAGGAUGAAGACACACUGCCCGUUGUUGGGAUGAAGGAGUUCAUGGUUUGCUAAUAAUGUGGUGUGCAGAGGAAAACACACUAACUCUCACAGACAGGAGACUCUCCUGAGGUACAGUACCUGUACUGUAACGCUGUUUCCUUGCUUGGAUUUUUUUGGACAACACACUAGAUCUGUGCUUCAUGUUUGGCCGUCCUUUAAACAGAGGAGUCAUCAAAUACAAAGUCUGGAGUGUCUCAACUUUAAUGAGAACGCUUUUUUGCAACCAGCCUGAGUGAAGUAGCAGCUUCGAUUAAUCCACAUCCAUCUGUCCAUCAGCUAUGGCUUAAAAAAUUUGACCUGGAAGAGAAGAACAAUACUGGCCAAAUUCUCUGGAGAUCUUCCUCAUUGUUGUGAGGGGUUUCUCUCUCUUUAAAAAUCUAGUAUUGUAAAUGGCACUUCUGUUUAACCAAAUAUGUUUUUUUUUCAACAAGAGGUCAGUGAAAAGAACCGAUGAACCUCCACAAUAUGUUGACAUUCAAACUCAGAAGUUCAUUUAUAAUAUUGCACAAAUGUAUUGUGUGUGUGUGUGUGUGUGUGUGUGUGUGUGUGUGUGUGAAUGUUACUUUUUUUAAAAAGACAAAAGUCAUAUAACAGGGUUGAAUUAAUAAAUUAUGUUAAUGUGUGAAGACUAAUAUUAAUUAUUAAAAUAGCAUGACAGUAAACAAACACUUUCAGUUUUAUACUACAGUUGGAUAUGGCUUUGUUGUGUCGUUUAAAUAAUUUGACGGUUUUAAGAAGGUCAAGACCUCUAGAGUUGGACAAGCCUUACAGACAUUUGGUGUGUUUCUUACUAGAUUAAUUUCAUGUUAGAUAAUACUUUAUUUAAUAGUUCCUCAGAACAACAAACAUGCCACUUGUGUCUCAGUAACUGAACACCUAAUUGUACCCUAUUCAUGCACAGUGCCAAAUAGUUUUCUCAUGUCAUGAUAUAAAUCAGUUUGCGUCAUUUCAUAAAGGUGGACUCUUUUGUGAGACACACACAGCCAUGCGUAAUUCUCUGUAACUGUGCCAUCAUAGAUGCAUUUAUUGGUAUCACAACAGUUCAGUGUAUUAUUAAUGUGUGAACGUAUACAGUAUAUCUUUAAAUUAUUGUCGUCGUCUUCGUCGUGUUCCAACAAGACUUUGAUACUGCUUGAAAAAUCUUAUUCAGUAUCACAAUACUUAUUUUCCCAGCAUUAUAGCUUAAUCACCUAUUGUUUGUAGUUUAUGAGUGAAAGUCUUAGUGUUCAUGCUCUCCACCAAGAACAAAUCACAGAAGAUACUAUGUUUUAGUACCAACAUUUCAAAAGAGAGUUUAUCUCAAAUGAACAUUUAAAGGCCAAGUGCACUUCUUGUCUUAUUUUUAUUUAAUAUUUGAAAAUAACCGUUUAUGGAUUGUUUCUCAGUCAAGGGACAUUCACUAUAUCUGUGUUUUUAACCCAUUCAUGUGAUGUUUUGAGUUUGAAAAUCUUGACAUUAUUAUCAGCAGGAACACAGAGUGACACAUUUUCAGAUGCCCCAUGCUUCAGAGAUAUGAAACAGCGCAGUAUGAUCUCAAAACUCGCACACAAAUGGCCAUAGCAGUGUUUUGAGAUGAUGCUGUAUUUAAAAAAGUGACUUUAAAGAGAAAGUGUAUUAGCUCUACAAAUUCCAGUAAAGAGUGUUGUUCUUAAGUUUAUAAUGUGAGAAAUCUUUCUGUGAAGUUUUUGUUUUUAUUCCGCUUUCUUGAUUUAUUCUGUUCAAAUGCAAAUGGAUUUUUCGCAGUUCUCUUUUAUGCAACAUAAAACUUUUAUUUAAGUCUGAAAACUGUACUGUGAUAUGACACGUGUUGUACAUAUUUUUAAUUCCUAUAUUCCUCCAUAUCUCUUUUAUAAGAGUGUCAUUCAUAAUAGAACUGAUUAUUAAGACAGACCUUGUCUGUGUUUAAUUUUGAGGGUAAAUCUGCAGAAUCGAUUUAAUAUAACCUAAAUAUCUACAAACUGCAGAAAUCUAUGGGCACAGGCUCUGUCACUGUUCAUUUCGAUCAUUUUCCUGAUGUGAAUUCCUCACAACCCCUUCCCAUAAUGCUGACUGUUGAUUAACCUGUUGACUGACUGUUGAUGGAUAUUGAUGAGCUUAAUAAAUGUGUUUUCUGAGUUUAUGUUGGACAGGACCCCCUCAUUAGGGUCUCCUGUGAAGAAGGAUAUCAAAUGGACAGUGAGGCAUUGAAACCGUACCUAUACUGUCUUCACAUGUAAAAUAAAAACUGAUGACAUUUUCAUUGUAUUUGCCACAUUAUAUUAUUAUAUUUUAAUGAAAGUCAUUAUGUAAUAUGCCCUGUACAGCUAAUUUGAAUAAAACGGUCUCUUUAGA
Carassius gibelio (silver crucian carp) is the source of this 5610-nucleotide messenger RNA. Its product is annotated as adhesion G-protein coupled receptor D1. Gene Ontology annotation, biological process: adenylate cyclase-activating G protein-coupled receptor signaling pathway; cell surface receptor signaling pathway. Lineage: Eukaryota; Metazoa; Chordata; Actinopteri; Cypriniformes; Cyprinidae. Gene Ontology annotation, cellular component: membrane. The record is from RefSeq and is a predicted model, not a curated record. The transcript is spliced from 26 exons. Gene Ontology annotation, molecular function: G protein-coupled receptor activity. The coding region runs from base 278 to 3037 and encodes 919 amino acids.